Owenia fusiformis is the source of this 1853-nucleotide messenger RNA. The record is from the annotation of a GenBank genome assembly. Lineage: Eukaryota; Metazoa; Annelida; Polychaeta; Sabellida; Oweniidae.
CUGGAUGCCAAGGAAGAUGUGGCGUGUCAUCACUAUCAACACCAUUCGACCAAUGAAAUAUUUGUAUGUAUUCACUUCAACCAAUUUCAAAGUUUUCACAAAAAUGUAACCUCGGUCGAGUUAUUCACUAUUUUAACCACUUAUACCCCAACCGAUCAGGUGAAUUCUACUCUUCAUUUACAAAAGAUGUUUAUCAUGGAUGAGGUGACGUUAAACUAUAUAGUGUUCUGUGCUGCCAUGGUACCGAUCAUCCUCUAUGGUAUAGUUGGAACAUUCUUCUGCGUCUCAUUAUUCUAUGCAAAAUUUUAUCUACACCGAAAAGGUGACCCCAGUCUGCUUCUGACUGAAUUACCUGGAGUUUCAAUAAUAAAACCACUAAUGGGUGUUGACCCACUCCUAGAGGAGAACCUAGAAAGCCAUUUCCUCAUCAAUUAUCCAAAGUAUGAACUGCUGUUAUGCGUACAAGAUGAACAAGAUCCUGUGUUAGAGUUAAUCCAAAAACUUAAGGCAAGGUACCCCAAGGUUGACACCACAUUGUUCAUUGCUGGUGAGGUUUACACAUGGAGCGGGGAAUCUUUCCAAAUUGUUGGUGAAGGGCAAGUAACGCAGCGAGGAGAAGAUGGUAUAAUAAACCCCAUGGUCCAUAACAUGGCACCUGGCUACAACCAUGCAAGCUAUGACCUUAUAUGGAUCAGUACAAGCAGAAUCAAAGCUAGUACAGAAAUCCUGCUAGAUAUGGUAGGGAAAAUCCAGCCUGCUAAGGUUGCAAUGGUCCAUCAGAUGCCCUUCACGACUGACCAGAAAGGUAUCGCAGCUACGGUUGAAAAGAUAUACUUUGGCUGCAACAUCGCCCGGAACUAUCUAGCUCUAAAUGUGUUCAAUGUCCCUUGUGUAACUGGCAUGUCCUAUCUGGUGAAGAAGGCUGCUCUAGAUGAAAUCAAUGGGCUUAGUUACUAUGGAAAAUAUUUAGCUGAAGAUUUUUUCAUAGCUAAAUUUCUUCAUGAAAAGGGUUACAUCUUGAGAGUAGCUGCUGUCCCUGCCCAGCAGAAUGUAGCAAGCUGCACAGUUGUAGGCUAUAAGGACAGGAUGGUGAGAUGGUUGCGAUUACGUCUUAACAUGAUGUGGUUUGUCUCUGGAGUCCUGGAACCCAUGAGUGAGGCCCUUAUACUAGGGACAUACGGGGCUUGGGCUAUUCACCAUUUCUUCGGCUACAACCCAUACAUUGUGUUCCUCAUACACACUUCCGUGUGGAUCAUAUUAGACUACAUUAACCUGCGGAUGAUAGAGAAUGGCCCCCUGCCUUUUAAUAAACUGCAGUUUGCUCUUGGUUGGUUUAUAAGAGAAACACUAGUAAUAUUUGUAUUUUUUGAGGCUCUAACCAAUCCAUGGAGAAUAAAAUGGGGGAAAAGGACUUACCGUGUUUCUUGCGGCGGACACACAGAAAUCCUAAAUGAUAAAGCUAUACUUCCCAUAUAGUGACCUUUGCUCUUGAGAUCUGAAUUUGAACAUAGGAUACAUAUUAUAUGUAUAUACUAUACAUGGAACAUGCUAGUGUGGUAAUUUUCCAUAUAACUCUUCUAUGUAUUAUUUAUAUGGAUUAUGGGAUUAUCUUAAAAAGCAGUAUUUAACUAUAAGAGUCAUCUCAUAAUAUGCCUCAGACAUGUGUCAAGUUGAACUCCCACUAUGGUAAAUGUUUGCAUUAUGAUGUCACAUACUUGAACAAUGACCUCUGUUUCAUGAUGUCAUAAACCCUAGUCUGAUAUUAGACACAUGAUUUUGAGGUGAGAUAGUACAGGGUGACCCAAAAAACAGAACCCAGAUAUCUUUAGAUACAAGUUAUUGGCUUUACUUUU